AUGGCCCACCCUCCCACUCUCCCACUAUCCCCAGGGACCAUCAUGACCCCCAUCCUCUGUGCUCUGCUGAGCCUUGAUGGAUUCCCCAGACCCUCCCUCAGGGCAGAGAAUGGCUCUUUGGUGCCUGAAGGGAGAAAUGUGACCCUCAGGUGCAGGGUAUCAUGGGUGGCGGAUCUGUACCGUCUGGAGAAAAAGCAAGGAUCUAAAUGGGUCACGAUCAUGGAUGUACCGGUGGCUGAAAACGAGGGCAAAUUUUUCCUCUCAUCUGUGACAUGGAGCCAUGCAGGGACCUACUACUGCCGCUACAGACACGUAUUCUUCUGGUCAGAAUCCAGUGAUGCCCUGAAGCUGGUGGUGACAGACCUCUAUGUCCCGCCCUUCCUGGCAGCCCUGCCCAGCCCAGACGUGGCCUCAGGACAGGACGUGACCCUGCAGUGUCAGUCAGAGCUGUGGUAUGACUGGUUUGCCCUGUACAAGGAUGGAGAAGAGAUCAGCCGCAGCAAGAUCCAGCCUCAUCAAAACGGCUCUCAGGCUAAGUUCCUCUUCCCUGCAGUAACCUCCAUCCAUGGAGGGACUUACCAAUGCUACACCUUUCUCAGCGAUAACCUCUAUCUGUGGUCCUCCCCCAGCGCCCCCCUGGUGCUCAGCGUCUCAGGUGAGGCAGCCCCAGCCCCUCCCAGCCCCCCACCUCUCCCAAGCUCCCUCCGUGCCUGCUCAGGGCCUGUCCCAGAGGACCCCAGAGACCCCACACCACCAGCAGCCUGUCCAGGUGUGUUGGUCCCACAAAGACAAUGUUACUACCAGUUCCCAGGAAAGAGGUUUGAGGAGGGCAGAGCGGGCCUAAAGGGUAACAAGGAAGGGAUUAAAUACUCCCAGACCCCUUCUCUUCCCAAUGCUGCUGCCCAGGAUUACACUGUGGGCAACCUGGUCCGUCUCAUCUUGGCUGGGCUGGUCCUCGUCCUCCUAGGAGUCCUAAUGAUUGAGAACUGGCAUAGUCUCAAUGAUCACAAGAAUCAGUCCAGGGAGCCCGUGUCUGAGCAAUCUGGACAGGCCAGACCUCAAGAAAGAAGUAAAUGA
Gracilinanus agilis (Agile Gracile Mouse Opossum) is the source of this 1077-nucleotide messenger RNA. Its product is annotated as platelet glycoprotein VI-like. NCBI's taxonomy places the organism in Eukaryota, Metazoa, Chordata, Mammalia, Didelphimorphia, Didelphidae. The coding region runs from base 1 to 1077 and encodes 358 amino acids. The record is from RefSeq and is a predicted model, not a curated record. The transcript is spliced from 5 exons.